CUUAACCCGAAAUUGUUUGGUACUAUUUUAACCACUAACCGUUUUUCAAAGCUACAAUGGCAUUUGAUGCCAGUAAAAAUAAUUAUUUAGAGAUGUGCCUUAUUUUGUAUGAUCUGAGUGGCCUGCGGGCGUCAAGUAAACCGUUCUUAAAGUUUAUAGCUUUGUAUACACUGUACCCCUUGAUGUUAAUUGUGUGUGCUAUGAUACAUGUUAACAUCUGGUUCAAACAUGGUAACAUUUUUGAAAUAACCGAAGUUUUUACGUCCAUCUGUAUUAUCGCCUCUAUAACUAUUCGAAAGACGGUGUUAAUUUAUUAUGGUCCCUUGUAUGAAGACGUAAUACAGCAGCAUUCCCAGUUUUGGGAUUACGGUCUUUUUGGGAAAACCACUGAACUAAGACUACGAAAAAAUAUGAAAUUUUGCGUUUUUCUAAUAAAGUGUUUUCUGACCAGUGGAAUUGCAUCCAUAGUUGUGCGUAGCAUUUCGCCACUGUUUGUGAAGGAUAUUUUGUUACCUCAAGAGUGUUGGAUUCCUGGAAAUAAUCCAGUAGCUCUGAAAGUUAUCUACGUUUUGGAAAUUUUAUUUUAUUUGGAAAGUACGACUUAUUUUCCACUUUUUGAUGGUCUUUAUUUAAUAAUGACGGGAAACCUUAAAUCACAGUUAAUACUCUUGCAAAAAGCAGUCGAAUCAGUCGAUCUUGUGAGGGAUGAUGAUGAAAUUUCGUGGAGAAAAUUGAAAAAGUGCUGCCAACAUCACAAAUUGUUGUUGAGUGUACUUAAGAAAAUUAACAAAAUUUAUUCGGUUUUUUUUCUUUGUACUUACGUACUCACCAUUAUUGGGAUCUGCUUGCCAUUAUUUGUCAUCUUUAAUAAGUCGUCUACUUUUACCCAGGUUGUAGAAAGUGUUCUGGUUGCAAAUAUAAUGAACACUUUGCUUAUUAUGAUUUGUAUACCGGGUAGUGAAAUAGAAAUUGAGGCUGAACGGUUGAUUACACAAAUUUACAACAUCAACUGGCACGAAACCAGCAAUUUAAAAAUUCGUAAGUUUGUCCUGUUUUGGUUGAUGCAAGCACAAGUUCCACUUCGAAUAACAGGAGGCGGGAUGCUAAUAGUAAAUAGGUCCUUGAUGUUUCAGAUUCAGCGUAUUGCAUAUUCCGUAUCAACAUUAUUAACAGGGCUAACGUCGUAAAUUCAUUACGAACUAAGUAUUUAGAAUGCAUUAAACAGUACCAGAAGUUUACUCAAAUAACUUGAGUUACUUAGUGUUAAUUAGUUUCACAGAGAAUAAAAACACAUAAUAAACGCAUUUUACAUUUUUAUGAUAAAACUUACAUUACCCAAACAUUUUACAAAAA
This is a messenger RNA of Tribolium castaneum (red flour beetle), 1353 nucleotides long. RefSeq lists its product as uncharacterized. The transcript has 6 exons. Lineage: Eukaryota; Metazoa; Arthropoda; Insecta; Coleoptera; Tenebrionidae. The coding region runs from base 57 to 1187 and encodes 376 amino acids. Gene Ontology annotation, biological process: sensory perception of smell; detection of chemical stimulus involved in sensory perception of smell. Gene Ontology annotation, molecular function: olfactory receptor activity; odorant binding. Gene Ontology annotation, cellular component: plasma membrane. The record is from RefSeq and is a predicted model, not a curated record.